Messenger RNA from Dunckerocampus dactyliophorus (ringed pipefish), 1849 nucleotides. RefSeq names its product gastrula zinc finger protein XlCGF8.2DB-like. The coding region runs from base 131 to 1273 and encodes 380 amino acids. Lineage: Eukaryota; Metazoa; Chordata; Actinopteri; Syngnathiformes; Syngnathidae. The record is from RefSeq and is a predicted model, not a curated record. The transcript is spliced from 3 exons.
AACCCUCUCUUAUCCAAGAAGAAGAGAGAAUGCGGACGUUCGCAAGGGAUUGUACGAGGACAAACUUUCUUGAAGAGAAGAGGAGAAAGACCGACAACGUCAACGACUGGACGCUGUUUUCAAGCCUCAAAUGGCGGCACGGAGAGCAGACGUCAGUGGAGAAGAUCCUCCCCCUGAGCAGCAGGAGUGGAGCUCCAGGCUGGAGCAGGAGGGGCCGCAGCCCCCCAACAUUAAAGAGGAAGUGGAGGAGCAGGCGUGGACUCCGGGGGAAGCUGACGUCGGCACGUUUUCAGUGAUUCGUGUGAUCGUGAAGAGUGAAGAUGAUGAAGAGGAAGCUCAAUGGUCACAGCUUCACGACAGUCAAAGUGAGGAGAUGAGACGAUCGGAAGCAGAUGGCCUCAUCCCUCCGCUCUCAGAUAGUGACGACACAGCGUCACACCCUUGUGACACUGAUGAUGAAGAUUCUCAGGCCGAUGUGGCGUAUCACACUGACAACAAGCACUUUAAAUGCCCUCAAUGCAACAAAACCUUUGACAGGAGGAACUUAAAGGCACACAUGAGAACGCACACGGGAGAAAAACCCUUCCGCUGCUCAUUCUGUGGUAAAGGGUUUCCUCGCAAGGCGCAUUUGAUAGCUCACACCAGGAUACACACCGGCGAGAAACCAUUUUCCUGCGUAGUCUGCAACACUCAUUUUCGUGAUCGUUCAACGCUGAUCACACACACGAGAACACACACUGGAGAGAAGCCUUUUUCAUGUUCAGUCUGCAACAUGAGUUUUAGCGUCAGUUCAACGCUGAUCCAGCACAUGAGAACACACACCAGUGAGAAACUUUUCUCUUGCUCAGUUUGCGGUAAAGCUUUCUCGAGAAAGACAAACAUGGUAACACAUAUGAGAACGCACACGGGAGAAAGACCUUUCUCCUGCUCGGUGUGCAGCAUGACUUUCAGUGAUGGCACAGCACUGGGGAGGCACAUGAAAACACACACUGGCGAGAAACAUUUCACCUGCUCCGUCUGCAGCCAAAGAUUCUCUCAGAAGGCGCAUUUAAUAGCGCACACGAGGACGCACACUGGAGAAAAACCUUUCUGCUGCUCAGUUUGUAGCCAGACGUUCUCUCAGAAAGGACACUUGCUAAAACACACGAGGACGCACACGGGUGAGAAACCAUUCAGUUGCAACGUGUGUGAUGACCGAUUCACUUACAAGUACCAGCUUAACAAACACGUGUGCGCCGGUGAGAGCAGCAGUAAAACUCUUUUCACUGCCUAGAUUUUCACCGACAUAAAAAAAUAGAACGCUGCCAGAAUGAGCCCCCGGGCUGCACUUUGGAAGUGCAGCCCGGGGGCCAUUUGGACACAACUGACGUGAUCCCACCGCAUUACAAUUUAAUUCAUGUAAAUUGGGAUUUGAAUUUGUCAACGUCAUGUAUUCAUUCUGGCAGGGUUCUAUUUUUUAUUAGCUUGAUUUUUAUUAGCGUGCGGCACAUUUGUAAAAACAAAAUUAAACCAUAUAGCCCAGUGAAAAUACAACAAAAAGGCAAAAUGUAAAGAGUAGAAGCUGUAAUGUUGAUACUAAUAACCAAUAACACUAAGCUUUUUUUUGUUUUUUAAGAGCUUUUUUUUUUUGCCUUUGUACAAAAUUAAAAACGUAUAAAGUGGCUCCCCCUCAUCCUUUGAUUUGUACGCCCCUGAAUUACAGAGCAUAUUUAUGCAGGACAUUAUCCUGCCACAAGGCGUCACUGUAGUUUGUGUUGCUAAAGGAAGCGGCACAACGUUUUGUCUAAUGACGGUUUUCUUAUUCGUGUUGUACACUUUUUGGACUCAUUGAGCUUUUGUGUGUAACCUA